CGGACCGCCUCCUCUGCGUGUUUUCGUAAACAAACCACAUUUUUCUCCCGCCGCAAAUUAUCGCUGCCAGCGUUGUCUGAUUUCAGCUGCUGUUAUCCGACGCGUCGGUGCUGGGCCGAACCUGCCCGCUGUCGGUGACUGUGUCCCGCCGUGCUGACCGUGAGGUGCCCCCGGUCGGCGUCUAUUCGACAUGGUUAAGCUGACAAAGGCCAAGACAUUCCAGGCUUACCUGGACUCCUGCCACCGUCGCUACAGCUGCGUGCACUGCCGUGCACACCUGGCCAACCAUGAUGAUCUCAUCUCUAAGUCGUUCCAAGGCAGUCAAGGUCGAGCCUACCUUUUCAACUCUGUGGUGAAUAUUGGCUGUGGUCCUGCAGAGGAGAGGCUGCUGCUCACAGGACUUCAUGCUGUGGCUGACAUCUACUGUGAAAAUUGUCACACCACACUGGGCUGGAAAUAUGAACAAGCCUUUGAACUCAGUCAGAAGUACAAGGAGGGAAAGUACAUCAUUGAGCUGUCCCACAUGAUAAAGGACAACGGCUGGGACUGAGAGGGAACCCUUGAGGAUUUUUCAUGACUUUCAAAGUUACAUCUUGUCCAUAUAGAGGGGUUCCAGUGUAGCUUCCUCAUCCUGCAAAUGAUCCACUACUGUGCUGCUGUUUCACUGCACAGAGCUUUGAAAGAAUAGCAUGUGAUGCCUUAUCUCUUUCUGUUCUUCAUGGGCUUUCCCCCCCUUCCUCCAAACAAGUACAAGAAGACGUUGGCAGAUUGUUGCCAUCCCAACGUGCUAGGAUAAGGAGUGAAUGAAUGUAAAGUUUGGUGUGCAGCAGACUGGAAGGUUUAAUCACACGGGCACAUGCUUUGGAGUUGAAGGUGCACAUUUGAUGUAUCUCUCAUGGCACAGAGUAAAAUAUUUGGACUUGAUACAGUAGUGAUGCAGGUUUAUGGAAACGCUUCAAGCAGACGGAGGGUUUUAUUGUCUCAUCAUUGAAUGAAGUUGAUGUUUUUAUUGCACGAGACAAGUUAACACUUGGUCAUUAUUUGAUCGCCAAAGGUAAUCAGGGUGGUGUACUAAUAAUAUCAAAGCCUGCAAGAAUCCUUUCCUACAGGAGUAUCUUCUGCUUGUAGGUAAACCUUUUAUUGUAUUUAGCGUGAGAAAGGGACGCGAGUUUCUGCUGAGAUGUUUGUAUUGGGUCGCACCUAGAUUUUCAACACUUUGGAGAUCAACGUUCACAAAAUGCUGAUGAGAUCUGUCCCGUACAUAUUUGUAUAUAUCACCGAGCUGUCCUUAGACACAUUACUUUAGUCAGUUGUAUAAGAGCAAUGUGUGAUUAGAAUGUAGCAUAUUUAUGGUGAUUUUAUCUUGGUUUUUUUUUAUUUCUUGUCUGCUCUUUUCAUUAAAGUGUAUGAUAUUGACCUGCUCUUUUCAUUAAAUUAGUGUUAGAAAU
Thalassophryne amazonica is the source of this 1448-nucleotide messenger RNA. RefSeq names its product yippee-like 3 (gene ypel3). NCBI's taxonomy places the organism in Eukaryota, Metazoa, Chordata, Actinopteri, Batrachoidiformes, Batrachoididae. The transcript is spliced from 5 exons. The record is from RefSeq and is a predicted model, not a curated record. Bases 191 to 550 code for a protein of 119 amino acids.